Messenger RNA from Neurospora hispaniola, 786 nucleotides. RefSeq names its product Adaptor protein complex sigma subunit. Bases 202 to 786 code for a protein of 194 amino acids. NCBI's taxonomy places the organism in Eukaryota, Fungi, Ascomycota, Sordariomycetes, Sordariales, Sordariaceae. Gene Ontology annotation, biological process: protein transport; vesicle-mediated transport. Gene Ontology annotation, cellular component: intracellular membrane-bounded organelle. The transcript is spliced from 2 exons. The record is from RefSeq and is a predicted model, not a curated record.
CUGCAGCCAAAGAGCCACUGCGCUGGGCUCUGUGCGACUGCCGCCGCCAAGUGCAACUGAAGUGUCCAGCGAGGUUCUCAUUUGUUUUCUUCUCUUCAGUUUCAACCAAGUCACCCUCUGUUCUUGAAGCGCGUUGGCCGUUGCCGUCUUUUUCCCACACCGUCCACUUCCAGGUUCCCAAACUGUCACACGGCGCCCACCAUGAUCAACGCAUUCCUCGUCUUCAACGGCCAAGGCCAACCACGCCUCACCAAAUUCUACACCCAACUUGACACAUCAAUCCAACAACGACUCAUCUCCGAAAUCUUCACCCUCGUUGCCAACCGUCCAAAGGGCUCCUGCAACUUCCUCCCCCUUCCACCCCUCCUCGCCGCCUCCAGUACCUCCACCUCCUCGUCCGAACCACACAACGACGUCCCCUCCCUCGUAACCUACCGCAACUAUGCCACCCUCUAUUUCAUCAUCAUCUCAACCUCGACCGAGUCGCCACUGGCUCUUAUCGAUCUGAUUCAAGUAUACGUCGAAUCUCUGGACAGGUUGUUUGAGAAUGUGUGCGAGUUGGAUCUGAUCUUCAACUUUGAGACGCUACAUGCGACGCUGGGCGAGAUGAUUGUGGGAGGAGUGGUGAUUGAGACAAAUAUGGAGAAGAUUGUGCAGGGCGUGAGGGCGCAGGGGACGGUGGCCAAGAGGCCGGUUAACGAGAGUAGGGGAGGCGGCAUGGGGCUAGGAAGUGGACUGGGGGCUGGGUUGGGAAUGGGAGGGAAUUUCGUCUGGAGUGGACGAUGA